AUGGCAGCAGUGGCAGUGCUGAGGAAUGACCCUCUGCAGACAUUUUUACAGGUCAGUCUGUGAUAUUAAGUAUCUCAUUCAUUGAUGAACAGGAUCAUUACCUAAAAAUUAAAAAACAAACUAAUUGUAACAGGACCAGCUGCAUCAUUGUUAGAAACAGGCAACUUCUUGGAUUCCCAGUGUUUGUGGACUGCAAUGCCCACUAAUCUCAGCCAGGGUCUUGGAAUUCUUGACCUCAGAUGAUAUUCUAACCCAACAGGAUAUCUCCCCAUUUUUGGUAUAAUAUAAGUAUAUUGUUAUAUGUCAGUGAAUAACUGCAUGCAGCAGAAUGAGGAGGACUCUUCUUAAAAGUUAAUCACUGAACCUUCAACAUCUUUUAUAUGUUUCAUGGGCUAAUAGUAGCAGCAACAGAUCAGGGUCUGCAUGGACUUUAAAGUCAAUAAAGACAAUGUUGACUUUCAAUUUUUCUUUUUUUUUUUUUUUUAAAACAAUAAUCAAUAACAUAAAUACUUGUCUCAUUUACACUGUGCUGGAUGGUGUGAUAUAUAACCCAGAAUUACAUCAAAAUAUUGUAUUUUUUUUUUUGAGUUGAGGGUUUGUUAGUGGCAGAAUUGAAUAGAGACUCUUCAUUGCCCAUACUUGUGUAUUCUUCCGGAGAUGUUUGUCCCAUGAAUUUAGAAAUGUAGUAAGUAGUACUAUUUUAUCUUUAGAAAGUGCACUAUUCAAUUUAAUUCAGUAUAGCUGUUUUCUCUAAUUUUAAAUAUUUAUGUUAAUUAAUUUAUUCACUAAGCAAUGAAGGGCAGUAAACCGAAGGUCAAAAUACAGAAUUUAGACUAAAAAAGUCAAACUGUGACAAUAGCUGUGUGGAAGAUUUUUUCCCCCCCAAAUCAGCGAUUUUCGUCAAACUUGCAAUUCAGAUUUAAGUUUAUUACAAUGUGGCAUUUAGUGAUUAAACCCCAAUGUGAAUGAGUUGUGUUUGUGUGUGAAUUUCAAAAGUUCAUGUAAUUACCUUUAAAUCUAUUUACUAAACAGGAAUUGAGGGGGAAUAGACAAGGAAUUGCAUAUUUAGGAUAAAAUACUAAAACUGGCCUCAAGUUUUAAAUACCCUUGUGAAAAUGUGUGAGUAAACUCCAGAAGUUUGGGUCUGUGAAUGUUGUGGCUGUUAUAAGCAAAGCUUGCAUACAUAUUGAAUACAAUUUUAGUUGCAUUUAGUUUUGUGCAAAUGUAUAUUUGAAACUAACAAAAUGCCCCUGGUGGAGUGCUAACUCUGUUAAAGAAGUCUGCAAACUCCAAUAUUAAUUCUGUUAAAUUAAUGAGCCAUUUCUAUGUUUACAGACUGUGGUUAAAAUAAAUAUAUCUAGUUUUUCCACUUUAAGCAUUAGAUGGAUGUUUUACUUGAUCAUUUUUGUUACUUUCAUGUAAAGUCAAUAAAACAUUUAACAAAUCUAAAGUCUAGCAUUCUUUUUUUACAGGACAGAACUCCUAGUGCUUCACCAGAUGUUGGGAAACAUUCUCCCUUGGCUCUUUUGGCAGCCACCUGCAGUCGAAUUGGGCAACAUGGAGGAGGUCCACCUGACUUUCUUCAAGUUCCUUAUGACCCUACCAUUGGUUCUCCAUCAAGGAUUUUCCAUCCAUGGACUAAUGAAAUAUCUACACAUUCCCCUGGAGGAAUUCAACCUCACAGCGCACUUGGUCUUGUAACCCCUAAGAAUCAGAUCUCAUCUCAUAUCCAGUCCUCCUUUGUUGCACAUGAACUACCUUUAACUCCUCCAGCAGAUCCUUCUUAUCCAUAUGACUUUUCACCCGUUAAAAUGUUACCCUCGUCUAUGGCUGCUUUCCAGUCUUCUAACUGUCAGUCCUAUGUUUCUGCUGUCCCUUAUGCCUCAGGAGCCCCCAUCACAUCUGCCAUCCAUGGGUUUGUACCUGGUCACUCUAAUCUGAUACAUCAGCAGCCGAGACAAUUAUCUUCUAACCCGGCAGAAGAUAUUCCGUGGUGGAGCAUUACACAAGCCAACCAAGUAACCCACCACUCUCCAAUUGCCCAUCCUCACCGUUUUCCUAUCCAGAGAGGGUUAGUCCUGGGACAUUCUGACUUUGCACAGUAUCAAACUCAAAUUGCAGCUCUUCUGCAAACCAAAUCUCCUCUUGCCACGGCAAGGAGAUGUCGAAGAUGCAGGUGUCCCAACUGUCAAUCAUCUAGUGGCACUGAAGAGCCUGGUAAGAAAAAACAACACAUCUGUCACAUUCCUGGAUGUGGGAAAGUAUAUGGCAAAACUUCUCACCUUAAGGCCCACCUGAGGUGGCAUUCUGGUGAAAGACCUUUCAUUUGCAACUGGAUAUUCUGUGGCAAAAGCUUCACCAGAUCAGAUGAACUACAGAGGCAUCUGAGGACUCAUACUGGUGAAAAGAGGUUUGUGUGCUCCGAAUGUGGGAAAAGAUUCAUGAGAAGUGACCACCUAGCCAAGCACGUGAAAACUCAUCAAAACAAAAAAGUGAAAGGGUUGGAGAGAACAGUAAAACAGGAGCAAACCAGAGACCACUAGAGGAAGCUUGAAACAUCUCUCUAUU
Messenger RNA from Pelobates cultripes (western spadefoot toad), 2568 nucleotides. The record is from the annotation of a GenBank genome assembly. NCBI's taxonomy places the organism in Eukaryota, Metazoa, Chordata, Amphibia, Anura, Pelobatidae.